UCUGCGCCUCGGUGUGAGGUGUGGGUGUUUGGCUGGAGUUGAUGCGGCCACAGGCUGCAGUAUUUAUAACACGUGAAGCCGUCGCUGAAGCGGAGUUCCGCUGCUUCCAGAGAGCCGCUCAUCCACCGCUGGAGACCUCACUCUGAUCCCGGUGGGACUGUAUCCUGACGAUGGCGGAAAACUCGCAGUGUUUCUACUGCCGCGAGGACCUCGGGGGGAAGAGGUUCGUCCGUAACGAGGGCAGGCCGGUGUGCGUUCGCUGCCACACAAAGUUCUGUGCCAACUCCUGCGCCGAGUGCCACCGUCCCAUCUCCGUGGAAACAAAGGAGCUCAGCCACAAGGGCCGAUAUUGGCACGAGGAGUGUUUCCGCUGUGCAAAGUGUUACAAGCCUCUGGCUAAGGAGCCCUUCAGCACCAAGGAUGACCGCAUCAUGUGUGGGAAGUGCUGCUCCAGAGAGGAUGCUCCACGCUGCCACGGCUGUUAUAAACCCAUACUGGCGGGAACAGAGAGCGUGGAGUACAAAGGGAACUCGUGGCACGACGAGUGUUUCACCUGUUACAGCUGUAAACGACCAAUAGGAUCACAGAAUUUUCUCUCCAAAGGAAGUGACGUUUACUGCAGCCCCUGCUAUGAUGACAAAUUCGCCAAACACUGCGUGAGCUGCAAAAAGCCUAUAACCUCUGGAGGAGUGAACUACCAGGACCAGCCGUGGCACAGCCACUGUUUCGUGUGCAGCUCCUGCGCGAAGCCUCUGGCAGGGACGAGUUUCACCAACCACCAGGAGCAGGUCUUCUGUGUCGACUGCUACAAGACCUCCGUGGCCAAGAAGUGCAGCGGCUGCCAGAACCCCAUCACAGGUUUUGGUAAAGGGGUGAAUGUGGUGAACUAUGAGGGCAGCUCCUGGCAUGAAUACUGCUUCAACUGUAAGAGGUGCUCCCUCAGUUUGUCCAACAAGCGUUUCGUAGCCAAGGGAAAAGACAUCCUCUGCACCGACUGCGGCAACAAGUAGAGACGGACGACUUUAUGCCCGUUUCAAAAUGAUGUAAACCUAUUCCCCUGCAUUCUUCUCCUUUCUAUCACCAAGCUGGCCUUCACCCCCUGUCUGCUCCGGCAUUAUAUCCACUCUGAUAAUAAUGUGAAUAAUGAAAAAAAUAAAGUAAAUAAAUAAGGUUAUAGAGAGUCUACAGUGCUCCCCUUGGUAAAGCAAAUGUGUUUGGCACAACAAAGCACUCAGAGCAUGACUCUCCUGGAGAGGACGGGUUAUUAAAAUAAUUAUAAUAAUUUAAAAAAAGACUAAAAGGAUGUAACCUAACCUGUUUUUUGUUUUUUUUUACAUGCAAGCAAGCAUCCUAUUUCAAUAUUCUGUUUAUUAUCCAGCUGAAAUCUUGGAAGAUUAAUUGAUGGGAAUACUGAAACCUGCUCUGAUGUUAAGUGACGUCUACGUCUAAAAAUGUUUUGAACCACUAGUAACAAGUUUUCACAGGAGGUGACACGGUCAGCCUUUUCUCUCUGUCCAAAUGUAAGAGAACAGUAUUUUUACAAACAGCUUCCCGACUCUGUUGUUAGAGCUGCAUCAUUCAUUCUUAUUCUGCUAAAGCUAACCUUCAUUUACUGUGUUGUUAAAAGCUUAGAAAUCAAUGCGUGUCAUGUUGCAGUCGGUAAAUGAUAAAAAAUAAAUAUCUAGGGUCGCUUAAAUUGCAGCGUUUAAUUCUUCAUGUGUCUGUAUUUAAGUUUGAGCUGCUAAUUGAUAUUUGCUUGUUGUAUUUUUUACAUAAAUAAAAUUUCUAACCCUUUCUCUUCUAAAUAAAGAUAAAAUCUGAAUAAAUGUUGCAUGUUCCUGUGAAGAUCAAAGCUCAAAUAAACUUUCUACAAAACUGAGAA
This is a messenger RNA of Oreochromis aureus, 1882 nucleotides long. Its product is annotated as four and a half LIM domains protein 1-like. Lineage: Eukaryota; Metazoa; Chordata; Actinopteri; Cichliformes; Cichlidae. The coding region runs from base 171 to 1010 and encodes 279 amino acids. The transcript has 6 exons. The record is from RefSeq and is a predicted model, not a curated record. Gene Ontology annotation, molecular function: transmembrane transporter binding. Gene Ontology annotation, biological process: muscle organ development.